Messenger RNA from Dunckerocampus dactyliophorus (ringed pipefish), 4082 nucleotides. RefSeq names its product VGF nerve growth factor inducible (gene vgf). The coding region runs from base 279 to 2036 and encodes 585 amino acids. Gene Ontology annotation, molecular function: neuropeptide hormone activity. The record is from RefSeq and is a predicted model, not a curated record. The transcript has 2 exons. NCBI's taxonomy places the organism in Eukaryota, Metazoa, Chordata, Actinopteri, Syngnathiformes, Syngnathidae.
UGCCGCUGUCCGCGGUGCCGAAAACUGACGAGCAGACCAGGAGGAAGAGUCCUUGCAGUGUGGAAGUAAAAAGUCAAGCCUCGGAAAGAUUAUUGGGAAUUACAGGAGAAUAACCUCAACAAAAAAGACAGGAAGCGGUCACCAGAUAGGACAAUAAUAGGGAGUGGGCUGCGAGCGUGACAAGACUGUGACGUCCUGAGGAGUGGAUGCUGGAAUCCCCCACACUGCUCCCACUCGAAUUUUGCAAUCCCGCUCCUUGGCGGCCAUCCUGAGUAUCCAUGAUGGCUUCCCACAGCAUCUCAAGUGCCCUUAUCCUCCUGGUUCUCCUAACAAGGGUCUUUGAUGCUGACCUCUCCAUGCAGAGCGUCACUCCCGCCGGCGUGGCGGUGUCAGGAGAUACGGAGGACAGGGAUGAAGGGAGAAUGGAGAAAAGGGCACCGAAAGGAGAUGACCUCUUUGACGAUGUGGACCCCAAAACACUUGCGGCGCUUUUGCUGGAGGCGCUCAACCGCACGCGUGUCGAGAGCAGGCGGGAGGAAGAGUCAGGGGCUCAGCGAGACCGAGACGGCCGACAGAAGCUGGAGUUGUUGAUGGCCGCUCAGGGCCAGGAGGAGGCAGAGGAAAAGAAGAAGGCCGAGGAGGAAGAGGAGAGGAUGACUGAGCGGGUGUCCAGUCGCACCAGCAGCCAGACCCUCCAGGUCCAGACGCAACAACCCCCAGCUGUAGUGGGGCCGGAGCAAGGUGGCGGCGAGGAGGAGCAGCUCAACCCAGAGGAGCUGAGGAGCCUGGAGACCAUGAUGAAGGAAUUCCCGCGUUUGGACACGGCUAUAAAGCGAGGAGGAGAUUCAGAGCCAAACCAGCGGGAGAGUCGAGGCUACAGCAGUUUCAACGACAUCAUCCCGCUCAGCAAGGGCAGCUUCUCCGAGAAGAAGUUGAAAUGGCAAGAGGAGACUCAGAAGGCCUUGAACAUGCCAGCCUUCAGAGGUGGGAAUUUCAUGGAUGACUUUGAAGGCAACAAUGCCGCAACUGUAGCGCAGCCGCUCCAAUCACAGCAGAUGGAGAGUGAUGAUCCAGAAGAAGAAGAGGACGAGGUGUUGACUCCAGAGGAAGAGGAGGCGCAGGCCAAGGCAGAGCAGGAGGAGAUGAGGAGGCAGGCGGCCGAGGCGCAGAAAGCCAAGAUGGAGGAGGAGAAGCUGGCUGACAUUGCUUCUGACAUGCUGCUCCGCUACAUGGUCAAGCAGAAUGGUGGCAGCAGCAGAAAGUACCCCGCCACGCAGUCUGACGCCGCUGCGGACAAGAGGUCAGAGGAAGAGCAGGAGGACGACGACAUUGACCCUCAGACCAUUGACAAGCUCAUCGAGAUCUCCAACAAGCUUCACCUGCCCGCCGACGAUGUGGUGGACAUCAUCAGCGAUGUGGAGAAGAAGAAGAAGAAGGAUGUGGCACCGGAUUUCAUAACGCACUGGCAACGCCCACAGUUGUCCUCCGCCGAUUCCUUCACAAAAUCAAACAGCUUCCAGGUCUCCAAGCAACCUUCCCCAGCGGUCCAUAUUCUCAAAAGCUGGUUUCAGGAGCCUUCAAGUUCCAAGGGGUUCUGGAGCAACCCUGCUGAUCGUCUCCCAUGGUCCAAACCUCUUAAGUCCAUCAACCAGGAAGCCUGGCUCCAAACGCCGAGACCUGUUUGGACACACUACCCCUCCUUCUACCAGAGGAAACCCCACCAGGACUAUUACCCCAUUUACUUUCCUCCUCCAAGGCCGACAUUCCGGUACUACGUCCCCAAGCCUGCUCUGGCCUUCAACACCCUCCUGCAGCGUUCCCAGGAUGGCGCUUACAGCUUCUUGCCCAAACAGCGUUACCUCAACUGGAUGCCGCCCCGCUUGAGAAAGCCCCCCGCUGCAAUUUACCCCAGACGCCCCUUUUCCUUCUACCCGCACACCGCCCCCAAACCAGGAAUCCCUCUGUAUCAAUCGGCACCAAGGGGACAUUUGGACAAAUACAUCGAGCAGCUACUCUUGAACAGACCACAGGACUAACAAGGGGGCGGGGUUAAGCAAGAUACAGGUGGGAUGCUGAGGGAAUAUGAGAGCAUGUCUUUCUAUUUGUCCCACUUCCUUUUUGACAUUAUUCAUUUGUUAUUUGGACAUUCCAGGAGGGCUCUUUGAAUAAAUAACUGAGGAAUCAUCCAAAAAUUCCACCUGAACAUUUGGACAAGGCCUGGAAAGGACAUUUCUAAGGGGAUAAGGAAUGAUAACUAGUGAGGUUUGGACUGCAGUGUUGGCAAUGUGUGAAUGAUAAACAGCCACAAUGACAAUAACAAUUUUUAUACUUGGAAAAAAAUCCUUAAAGACACAUCUAAUAUAUAUUAAUACCCUUGUCUCCCAACGGUUUCAUGUUUUUUUUUUUUUUUCCCCAAAUAUAUUUUCUUUACACAGCCACAUGAUUCCCACAUCAACAUGUACAGUAUUUGAUGGAGGGGGCCUGGAAGGAGCACUCUAAUGGCUGGCAUGACUCAUCUCUUUGCAUCACUUCAAUUACCUUGUUGCCAUAGUGCCAAAGUUUACAUUCUUGUCUUUGAUGGCUGAUCUCUCCCGCAGAGUCACUUUGCAGAGGAGGAAAAAAAAAAUAACUCCAAAAUCAAUUUUCCUCCUUUCUUCAAACAUUCGCAAUCACACCACAUUGUUCUCUAAUGUAAUAUAGUACUUCCGUCAGUCCAUUACAAUAAGUACACAGUACUGUGUACACUGUGCAGUUACUGAGUAUGCAAAUUUUGACAAUGUAGUGCUGUCCAAAUCCAUUAUCCACUUCCUCUUCUCUCCUUUUUGUGAAUUGCAACCACUCCCCUAUGUAGCCAAGAUGGUGACUAUCGAGGGCGCUCAGUGUCCAGCAAUGCACACUCACCGUUUUGGCCGUUCUGAGUGCAAAGUCUGCACUGCGAUUUUUUCAUUUUACAAUUUUCAGUGCACUUGUGCAUUCAAAAGACUACGUGUAUGCACAGAAGUGCUGAAAUUAAGACAACUUAAGUACAGUAGUGCAAGACUUGAAAUGCAGACAAAGUGUAAGUACCCAACUGAGAGAAUUGAGACACAGCCUAAGUGAGAGGAAGUGCGCAGUUGAGACACAAACGAAGUGUAUGUGUGGAAGUGCACAACUGAGUCACAGUGUAAGUACGGAAGUGCGUGAAUUGAGACACAGCCUAAGUAUAACUGCGGAAGUACGUGAAUGAAGACAGAGCCUAAGGCUACGCUGACAGGUCAAUUACAUUUUUUUCAUGUCAGUGUGAACAGUACAAUUCAGGUCGCUUGUAUGCCGGUAUCAAUCCGAUAUGUAUCCGAUUACUGCAGUCUAUACUUUUUGGCCGCUUACAGUACAUCUGACCUAUACAUCAUGGAAAGGCAUGUUUUGCCACGUGAGAGUUAGGGAAAGGUACUCACAGAUGUAGGCAAAACUUCUCAGUGAAAAGUCAGUGAAGCUUCUGUGUCUAGUCUGUGGCUGUUUCUCAAAUGGACACUUCCGUCAGUACACUUCAACGAGAGUGUGAGUGUGUACACUUUGUUCUUAGUUUCUCAGUGCGCAAAUUUUGACAGAGUUGUCCCAAAUCCUUAACAUCACUAACUGUCUGUGUUCGUAAAUAGAAAGUUGGUUACAAGCUGAUACCAUAUCUGCUGCCUUGCAGGUCACUGAGACAUACCAUUUCUCUUUCUUAUGACCUUUUUGUCAUUUGAUAUCACCCAUGUGCUCCACUUGAGGAAUGUCACAGUAUUUGUAAUUUAUAAUAAUUUGAUAUUUGUAUGAGAUCAAAGAAGGAGAAAUGAGGCAAGCGUGCACGUUUGUGUAAUUGCAUCUAAAGUGUCUUCUCUGAGGAGAUGACCAAGCAACAAGUAAAAAAACUAAAAAAAAACAAAACAAAAACAUGACACAAAUGAUGUUGUACCUUGAAAUUCUUGUUUGAGUGAAUUACGCUGUUGUUGCUCUUGUUAUUGUCGUAAUAAACAUGAGUUGGCUGCAUAUGCACACAGGUGCAUGUCAAUGACUACUUUUGCUACGCACAAACCAAUAAAGUCAACUGCUUUUUUUUUUAU